AUGGAUGAUUUGUGGAAUCAAGCAUGGGAUUCUUUGAUUCAAGAGGUGCAGAGGGAGGCCGACGAGGAGGCGGCGGCGGCGGCGAUCCCUCGUGAGAUUCGUCAUCGUCGGACAAUCCCACGGGACCAUGUCGGAGCGGCUGAGCGGCUUAUGGCCGACUACUUCAGCGCUGACCCUCGUUACCCGGCUGAGAUUUUUCGUCGGCGUUUCAGAAUGUCGCGACCGCUCUUUACCCAUACAGCGACGACAUUGGCGGACCGGUUCGAGUGCUUCACGCUCCGGAGUGAUUGCACUGGCCGGAUCGGGCUGUCUACUUUGCAGAAAUGCACCUCUGCAAUUAGGCAGCUUGCCUAUGCGGGACCGGCUGAUAUGUUCGACGAAUACCUACAGAUGGGUGAGACGACUAGUCUAACUGUGCUCCGGCAGUUUUGUAAGGGCAUUCGGGAAGUCUUUGGUCCGGAGUUCCUACGAAAGCCAACUCCUGAUGAGUGCCAGAGACUGCUAGAUAUGCACGGUGCGGUGCACAAUUUCCCAGGCAUGAUGGGCAGCAUUGAUUGCAUGCAUUGGGAGUGGAAAAACUGCCUGGUGACGUGGAAAGGCCAGUUCACUACCGGUUUCAAGCAGAAACAUCCGUCGAUGAGCCUCGAAGCCGUUGCCGACUACCGUUUGCGGAUCUGGCAUGCGUAUUUCAAGUGUUGCAGGUUCAAACAACGACAUCAACGUUCUGCAGUCGUCGCCUAUCUUCAAUGA
Messenger RNA from Salvia hispanica, 750 nucleotides. NCBI's taxonomy places the organism in Eukaryota, Viridiplantae, Streptophyta, Magnoliopsida, Lamiales, Lamiaceae. The record is from RefSeq and is a predicted model, not a curated record.